This is a messenger RNA of Ziziphus jujuba (common jujube), 2267 nucleotides long. RefSeq names its product vesicle-associated protein 2-2. Gene Ontology annotation, biological process: endoplasmic reticulum membrane organization. The transcript has 10 exons. Bases 826 to 1902 code for a protein of 358 amino acids. The record is from RefSeq and is a predicted model, not a curated record. Gene Ontology annotation, cellular component: plasma membrane; endoplasmic reticulum membrane. Lineage: Eukaryota; Viridiplantae; Streptophyta; Magnoliopsida; Rosales; Rhamnaceae.
GCAAGCCAGGCCUUCUUUCUUUCUCUCUCUAAACCUCUCUCUCUCUCUCUCUCUCUCUAGAAUCCUAGGGUUUGUCCCCGUACUUGGAAUAAUCAACAGGCAUAUACAACCAAGGCUUAGCCUUUGUUUUUAUUCUAUAUACAUAUAUUAUAUAUAAUAUAUAUAUACACACACAUAUAUAGGUAUAUUUCUUCCAAAUUCAAUAGCUCCAUUUCCACGCCAUCUCGUUUUUCUUCUUUUUCUUUUCUCUCUCUCUGUAUCUCUGUCUCUCUAAUUUUCUGUUCCUCUUACAAGUUACUACGCUCAAAUCGACUUGAUUGGAGUCGAUGCAUCCGAGAACAGCGUUGUUGUUUGGCUGAGGAGAGUUUUGUUGAUCGAUCGGAGUCCAGAGAAUGGGUCGGAGUUUGUUUGGAAUUAUAUUAGGAAACGAGUUGGGAGUGACUCGGAGUUUGGUUUUUAUGUCCUUCGGUUUUUGAGUCUUUGAUUCCGAGACGUUUUGUUUGGAUGACUUUGCUUUUGACUUCUUAGUCAUAUGAGCGAGUUGGAAUUCGAGUCGAUUUUUAGCUCGGGUUUGAGACAGACUCUGAAUGGCAAUCAAAUUGAAUUUUUAAGUUUGGUGGAGUACAGGUUUGAGAAGCUGGGGACAGAUUUUCUCUCUCUCUCUCUCUCUCUCUCUCUCUGUGUUUGAUUGCUGAGAAAACAGAGUAAAGGAAAAAGGGGUAAAGGAGAUUUUGGUAUCGGUGGCUGGCGUUAAAGGAGAUUUUGGUAUCGGUGGCUGGCGUUAAACUAAGGAUCACUUUUGCGCUCGCUGUUUAGGAAGGAGAAAUGAGUGCACAAAUUUUGGAAAUUCAACCCAAAGAACUGAAAUUUAUAAGUGAGUUGAAGAAGCAAAGCUCCUGCUCUAUUCGUCUCACCAAUAACACUGACAGUCAUGUUGCUUUUAAGGUCAAAACCACAUCUCCUAAGAAAUACUGUGUACGACCUAAUGUUGGUGUUAUACUGCCAAAAUCUAUCUGUGAUUUUACAGUUACAAUGCAAGCUCCACGUACAGCUCCAAUUGAUUUUGAGUGCAAAGAUAAGUUCUUAAUCCAGAGCACAAUUGUGUCUGCUAGUACAAGUGAUGAGGACAUUACAGGUAGCAUGUUUGUUAAAAGUGGUGACAAGUACGUCGAAGAGAAGAAGCUGCGAGUGAUUCUUAUGAGCCCACCUCAGUCACCAAUGCUGUAUCCUAUUACUGGAUCCUUGAAGAAGGGGCUGGGCCAUGAAGCUUCAGUUCUUAAAGAUCAAACUUUGAAUGGAGCUGAAAUCUUCUCAAGACAGCAUACGAUUAUCAAGGAUGUGGGGGAAUCCAAAAUGGUAAGUAUUGAGGAGACACAACCAAAGGAGGAUUUAGAUUUGAAGCCAGCAAGGGAUUCAGAGUUGAAACAAAUGAAGGAUGUGGAACUGAAGCCAGUGGAGGAUGUUGAGUUGAACCCAGUUGAGGCUGUUGAGAGUGAGACAAAGCCAGUGAAGGAUAUUGAGAUGGGGCCAGCAAGGGAUGCUGAGUUGAAGCCAGCAGAGUAUGUUGUGCUGAAACCGGCAGAGGAUAUUGAGUUGAAGCCAAAAGAGGAUGUUGAGUUGAAGCCAGCAAAGGAUGUUGAAUCGUUAAAGUUAGUGAAAGAUAUUGAGGAGAUGAAGUCAAAACUAAGUGAAGUGGAAUUAAAGCUAAGUAAGGCUGAAGUUAUUAUUUCAAAGCUGACUGUUGAGAGGACUUCAAGCAUCGAAGAGAGAAAGAUCUUACAGGAGACAUUAAUAGAAUUGAGUAAACGAGGUGUGAAGAGAGUUCAAGUUGGGUUCCCUCUACUGUAUGUUUGUAUGGUAGCACUUAUUAGUGUUGCUCUUGGAUACCGUUUACACCCCUGAACCGAAGAUCUUGGUGCAUAAAAGUGAUAUGCUAUGUCUUUUAGUUAGAAAUAUAGGCAUAAAAAUCCCUCCUCUCGUUGUAAAUGUGGAAAGGAGGAAAAGAAAGGGAUGGUCAGCAUGUUUACACUGGCCAGAGUAUACUUCAGGAGUGCUAGUUGCUGCAUGUAUAUGCCAAUUCGUUUUCUUUUUUGUUUUUUACCUUACGAAAGAAAAAGGAGAAGAAGAGCUUUCUAUAAAAUACUUUUACGCUGGUUGAUAGACAAGAAUCUAGUUUGUUUUGAUGGUAGCCUGGGGCGCCAGAUUCGAUACCUACUCGUGAGUUGGGACCGAACUGAAAAUAUGUAAAUUGGAUAUCCGUUUGUCUC